Coregonus clupeaformis (lake whitefish) is the source of this 1787-nucleotide messenger RNA. RefSeq names its product mitogen-activated protein kinase 7-like. The record is from RefSeq and is a predicted model, not a curated record. The coding region runs from base 1 to 1512 and encodes 503 amino acids. Lineage: Eukaryota; Metazoa; Chordata; Actinopteri; Salmoniformes; Salmonidae. Gene Ontology annotation, biological process: protein phosphorylation; mitotic DNA damage checkpoint signaling. Gene Ontology annotation, cellular component: nucleus. Gene Ontology annotation, molecular function: protein serine/threonine kinase activity; ATP binding. The transcript has 4 exons.
AUGGAUUAUUCCACCAAAACUCUUGCUGCUGGCUGCUUUGGGAAGAUAUACAGGGAGAAGUACAAUGACACCUGGGCUGCAAUCAAGAAGGUGCCACAACACUUAAUCAAUAGGACAGACCUGGAGAGAGAGUGUCAAGUAUACAAUAAGGCAAUUCAUCCUAACAUAGUGAAGCUUCUGGGUAAUCCAACACUCAAGGACUCUAAGUGGAUCAUCCCCAUGGAGUUCAUUUUUGGAGAGGAACUGGAGACAACCAUCUUCAAAUCACAAAAAUCUAAAAUACAGUUGACUCCAUCUAUAAAGGCCACCAUCAUCACAGGCAUGUGUGAAGGACUACUUCACCUACACAGCAAAGAUAUCGUCCAUCAGGACCUCAAGCCUGACAACAUCAUGGUAGAGCAUGACACUCACCGAGCUGUGAUCAUUGAUAUGGGACUGGCCAAAUUCUUCCGCAAUGGCCUAAAUUCUGCCAUGGAUAUGGGCAACGAGGCUUACUCUCCCCCUGAGGUCCUGCAGAGGAGGGGCCAGCGAGAUCAGCGCUCAGAUGUGUGGGCUAUGGGUAAAAUCAUCGCUGAACUCUGUGCCAGAGUCAGGCUGCACACCCCCAGUGUCUGUCCAACUAAGAUCCAGGAGACCCUCAGACUCCAAGGCCAGCAGUACUGUAAUGCUGUCUGUAGGAUGGUGCAGAGCGACCCCACAGUGCGAGCCACCAUGGCCGGGAUCAUGCCAGAGAUACGAAGGGCAGGGGGAGGUGGCAACACCGGGGAGAAACAAAGAGGACAUCUUCUGACACCCUUUCCUCACACUGAGGUAAAAGACACCUUGCCACAUCCUCAAGCUCCUGUACAGCACUCACUUUCUCCGAGAUUUGAGCGUGCAGCUUUUCCAAAGCCUGAGGUCAAGACAACACUAAGUCCUCAAGCUCCUGUACAGCGUUCACCAUCUCCAUCGAGAUUUGGGCGCAAUGCUUUACCAAGGCCUGAGGCCAAGACGCUAGUGGGAUCUCCUGUGAGAGCGCCUUCUCGAUCCAGAUGGGAGCCUACAGCUUCUCCAAAGCCUGAGGUCAAGACGCUAGUGCGAGCUCCUGUUCGAGUGCCUUCUCCAUCGAGAUGGGAGCGUGCAGCCUUGCCAAAGACUGAGGUCAAGACUGAGGUCAAGACAACACUGCAACCACAACCUGUACAGCGGUCACCUUCCCCAUCAAGAUGGGAGUGGGCAGCCUCUCCAAAGCCUGAAGUCAAGAACUCACCGUCUCCCCAUCCAAAGGUAGACCAGUGUAAUGCAUUGGUUCCAUCAGGCAUGGCUCAACCCAGUCAAGAUGUCAUGAAACAGCUUCUCUACAAAGAGGCGUCGAAGGGUCUCCCAUGCCCACUCCCCACAACGGGCAAGGUGCGAAUCCGCCGCUAUGAGCAAAGGAAUGGGGAAGUGGAGACUUGGAUGCAAAAGGAGGUGGAGACUGAAGGAGGGAGGAUAGUCAAGUUUGAGGAUGUGAAGUUUAACAACAAGUCGUAAGAAGGUUAUUGAGAGGUUGUGAAAUAGUUGAGAGUUGAUUGGACUCUGCUACUCCAGAGGGUGGGUCACUCCCCUUCCAUCCUUCAUUGUAAAAGUCUGACAUGUUUAUGGAGAGGGGGAAGAGUAUAUUUGGGAAGGGGGAUAAACUAAUAAAAUAAUUAUAAUGUCCAGUGAAACUAUACUGGACGCACCCUACAAUAAAGUGAAACAAUAUUUACUACGGUAGACAACAUUUAUAUACUGCAUACACUACCGGUCAAAAGUUUUAGAACACC